CUCUCCCUCCCGCAGUUACACUCCGAGCCCUGACGCAGCUCAAGUGGCGAUCACAGUGCUGUCCUUGGCGGUGGUUUUUGGUUUUUUUUGCCGCUACUGCGCAGGCGCAGGGAGGGUGUGGGCGGAGCCGCUGUCUCCCGUAGCCCCACCUCCCCCGGCCCUGCUGCGUUCGCCGCCAUCAUGAGCCGCAUUUACGACCAGGGCGCCCUGAGCACCAAGGCUGUGCACACGGAGCGCCUGCGCGGCCGCUGGGACCCCGCCUCCUGGCAGCGUGGUGACGGUGUGAUUGUGGAGGGGCAGCUCUUGGAUGUGUCCCGCCAUCUCAUCUUGGAUGAUGCUGACAAAAAGGAGCGCUACUUUGUGCUAUACAUCAGGCCAAGGCUUGUUCAUCGCCGCAAAUUUGACCCCAAGGGGAAGGAGGUGGAGCCCAACUUCAGCGAAACUCGGAAGGUCAAUACUGGCUUCCUCAUGGCAUCCUACAAGGUGGAGGCCAAGGGCAAGACCGACAGGCUGACCCCAGAAGAGCUGGAGCACCUGGUGACCAAGCCAGAGUUGGUGAAGGUGACGCAGCCCUACACACCCAGCCAGGCUGUGGCCUUCUGGCUGCCUGAGAGUGAGAUGGAGAAGAUGGAGCUGGAGGUGGGGAUGGAGAUCCGCCUGAGGACUCUGGGAGAUGGACCCUUUGUCUUCUCCUUAGCCAAGCUGGAUGUGGGGACAGUGACCAAGUGCAAUUUUGCUGGUGACCAGCAAGCUGGGGCCUCCUGGACAGACAACAUCUUGGCUUUCAAGGAUCACGGGGAGCCGUCUGAUGAACCCCGAGGGCAUGGGGAUGGUGCGGAAGAUGCCGAAUGGGAUGACUGAGGCAAGAAGAACUGAGAGGACGCAAAUAACUCCCUGCUGCUCCUGGACUCUUCUCUAUUCUUCUGUUUCCAAAGCUUCUGGGGAAGGAGGGGGAUGCUUGGGGUGGGGAGGGAGUGGUGUGUGCUCUCUCAGCAGGGCUGGGAUUCCUGCAGCCUUUCUGAAUUUCUUUACAUGAUUCUUCCUGGGUGCCUGAGGGUGGCAGAUCAGAAAAACGUUACCCCCAGGCUAGUUGUGGGCUCUUCUACGGCAGGCACUGCCCCAGCCCCUGGAGCAAAAGCCUCAGCCUUUCAGCAGCAUACCAAAAAUUACUGGUAGCAGUUUCAGGAAGACCAAAGAAAGUGAUGGCCGCCAGCCACUGAGCGCCAAGCAGUGGGAGAACCACCAGGAGCAGUGGAGGUAGCUUGACCAGCCACAAGUGUGGAGGACAGGUUGGUCAGUGUCUCUGGCCACAGUGCUGAAAUAGGCUAUUGGAACAGGGAGCUUCCAUCUCUGAGUACCAAAUGCUGUGGGCAAGCAGCAGGCGAUGGCUGUGUCACCAUAGCAGCUUGAAUGGCUAGUGGUACCAACUGCAGAAGGCAGCCUGCUGGUACGGUUCUGCUUUGUGUUCUCAUUUGGUGCCACACGCCUUACCUUUCAGUGGACUGUUUCUUCCUCCUCAGAGCAGCAGCUGGAUUCACCAUCAUGUGCUGGUGAUCUGAGAGGCAGCCUAGGAUUUAGCUUCAUGGGGCUUUUAUUGGGUGCUCGGACAACACCUUCCUUCCUUCUGCUUCUCUCCCGUAUUCCUGCCCAUGCUCAGCCCACUCUUUUUUUUAAAAAAAAACUUUUUUAUUCACUUUUACACUGUACAUUUGAAUUCAAAGAUUAAUCAUAACCAUCAACAUUUAGGAUUCCUUGAACCCUUAGACUUCCCUCCACUCCUCCAUGGUUUCCAUUAUCAAACUUUUCCUGCUGCAUCCUAUAUUUUCUCUAUUUUUCUUAAAAUAGUCCAUUUUUUACCUUAGUUUUUUUAUACAUUACACACAUUAUUCAAAUUCUGCCAAAGUUUUUAGUUGUUUACAGUGUUGUAAUUUCCCCCCAUUCCUUAUUAAAGUUUCUAUCUUCCUGAUUUUCCCAGUCAUUUUCGCCAUUUCGGUGUAGUCCAUCAUCUUUAUCAACCAUUCAUCUCUGGUCGGGACUUCAUCUUCUUUCCGUCUCUGAGCCAAUAGUAUCCGCGCUGCUGUCAUUGCAUACAUAAAUAAUCGCCCACUCUUCAGUCUGAUCCUUCUGGACCAGCUGAAUAGAUUUGUCAUAUAUUGUACCAAGGGAUGGAACAUGACCCUUAUUGAUGGAGGCUGACCCAUUUCGUAAAUAACUUUUUGUGUGUGUGUGAAAUCAAUAAACACAUUUAAUAAAAUACAACUGGUUGUAUUGAUGGUUGUUCCAUCAAUACUGAAAACAGUCUAUAGAGCAUAAUAACUUACCCAUUUCACACUAGAGAUUUACACGUGAUUGUGGUGGUAGAGUUUGGUCAUCUCUCUGUAUGUACAAGAUGAAAAGUGGGCGGAGGCCUUUCCUUGAGUACAUAGGAACGCAGGAAACUGCCUUACAUUGAGUCAAGCCCUUGGGUCCAUCUAGCUCAGUUUUGGUGACACUGACUGUUUCCAAAAGAUGGCUACAGGAUGCGAUCUUCAGCUGCUCUUUUGGGGGCAGCAGCAGCUUGGUGGAGGAAGUCCUAAACAGUUGCCAUUUGGCCUCUGGGCCUGUGCUAAGCAGGCAGGAGCUGGGAAAGGCCUGGUAGGAGAACCUCAGCUCUGCUCAAUGCUCUGUAUACAUUCUGUAAUAAAAUAUUUCCAUUUCCCCCCA
Molecule: messenger RNA, 2703 nt
Organism: Podarcis muralis (Common wall lizard)
Lineage: Eukaryota; Metazoa; Chordata; Lepidosauria; Squamata; Lacertidae
Gene: ARPIN
Product: actin related protein 2/3 complex inhibitor
Biological process (GO): negative regulation of actin nucleation
Source: RefSeq, a predicted model, not a curated record